This is a messenger RNA of Arxiozyma heterogenica, 1428 nucleotides long. It is a transcript of the gene SLT2, whose product is annotated as mitogen-activated serine/threonine-protein kinase SLT2. Gene Ontology annotation, biological process: intracellular signal transduction; protein phosphorylation. Gene Ontology annotation, cellular component: cytoplasm; nucleus. The record is from RefSeq and is a predicted model, not a curated record. NCBI's taxonomy places the organism in Eukaryota, Fungi, Ascomycota, Saccharomycetes, Saccharomycetales, Saccharomycetaceae. The coding region runs from base 1 to 1428 and encodes 475 amino acids. The transcript has a single exon. Gene Ontology annotation, molecular function: MAP kinase activity; ATP binding.
AUGGAAGAACAAGUGGAGAGACACACUUUUAAAGUAUUUAACCAAGACUUUACAGUAGAUAGAAGAUUUCAGUUGAUUAAAGAAAUCGGUCAUGGUGCCUAUGGGAUAGUCUGUUCUGCUAGGUUUACAGAAGCAGUCGAAGACACUACUGUGGCUAUUAAAAAAGUUACAAAUGUGUUUUCUAAAACACUACUCUGCAAAAGAUCCUUACGUGAAUUGAAAUUAUUAAGACAUUUUAGAGGUCAUAAGAAUAUUACCUGUCUAUAUGACACAGACAUAGUUUUUUACCGUGAUGGUACAUUUAAUGGACUUUAUCUAUACGAAGAAUUAAUGGAGUGUGAUAUGCAUCAAAUCAUUAAGUCAAACCAACCUCUAACUGAUGCCCAUUAUCAAAGCUUUACCUACCAAAUUCUGUGUGGGUUGAAAUAUAUACAUUCGGCAGAUGUUUUGCAUCGUGAUCUAAAGCCUGGUAAUCUAUUAGUUAAUGCAGAUUGCCAGCUGAAAAUCUGUGAUUUUGGUUUAGCCAGAGGAUAUUCAGAGAAUCCAAUGGAAAACAACCAAUUUCUAACCGAAUAUGUAGCCACAAGAUGGUACCGUGCCCCAGAAAUCAUGCUAAGUUAUCAAGGUUACACAAAAGCCAUUGAUGUAUGGUCUACUGGUUGCAUUCUUGCCGAAUUUUUAGGUGGCAAACCAAUAUUUAAGGGAAAAGACUAUGUAGAUCAAUUAAAUCGAAUACUACAGGUCCUAGGCACGCCACCAGAUGAAACGUUAAGGAGCAUCGGGUCUAAAAAUGUACAAAACUAUAUUCAUCAAUUAGGUUUUAUUCCUAAGGUUCCAUUUAUCGACCUAUAUCCAAAUGCAAAUCCACAAGCUUUGGACUUAUUGGAAAAAAUGUUGGCUUUUGAUCCAAGAGAAAGAAUAACUGUGGAUGAAGCGUUAGCCCAUCCUUAUUUAGCUAUAUGGCAUGAUCCUGCUGACGAACCCGUUUGUAGUGGAAAGUUCGAAUUCAGUUUUGAGGCUGUUAAUGAUAUGGACCAUUUGAGACAGAUGGUUAUAGAUGAAGUACAUGAUUUUAGAAGAUUUGUAAGACAGCCACUUUUAGAAGAAGAACAGUUACAACAGGAACAACAACAGAUACAGGUACAGGAACAACAGUAUAGAGAAGAAGAGGAACCUUUGAUAGAAAACGAGGAAAACAAAAGGAGGCAAUCGAUAAACGAAUCUUUACAAGCAUUUGGUAUAGAUCCCGAAAACUUACCUACAAUGAACAGAACAGACUAUCCACCAAGACCUCAAGAAAACCCAUUGGCUUCUCCUAUGGCCAUGGAACCUCGUAGUGACAUGAAUAAUAAUACAAAUGUUGCUACUGAUGAACUGUUUGAUUUAGAGAAAGAAUUGGAAUUUGGCCUGGAUAGACAUUACUUAUAA